Molecule: messenger RNA, 6108 nt
Organism: Closterium sp. Yama58-4
Lineage: Eukaryota; Viridiplantae; Streptophyta; Zygnematophyceae; Desmidiales; Closteriaceae
Source: the annotation of a GenBank genome assembly
AUGGCUUCCAUUCGCGUGCUGUCGUUCGAUGCUGAGGGCCGCCCUGUGCGUUUCACCGCUUGGCUAGAUGACCUGCAGCUGUUCCUCCUGAGCGAUAGCAAGGAGCAUGUGUCGCUCUAUGACUACGCGUCUGGUGCUGCGCCUGCCCCUCCUGCCACAGCUGAGCUUAGUGUUCGUUCCCACUGGCAGACUCGUGACGCAGCUGCUCGCCUAGCCAUUCGCAGUCACCUGCCGUUAGCUGAGCUAGAGCAUUUUGGCGACUGCAAAUCAGCUAAGGCCCUGUACGACGCUGUCGUCGCUCGCUACUCCUCGCCUGCCACAGCCGAGCUUAGCCGCCUCAUGCUGCCGUACCUGUUCCCCGAUCUGUCCACCUUUACUACAGUCGCCGAUCUUAUCACCCACCUGCGCACUAGUGAUGCUCGCCUGCGUGCCGCCCUUCCCACCGAGUUCUGCGCUAAGAACCCCCCUCCACUGUACUGGACACUCCACUUUAUAGUCACUCGUCUCCCUGACACCCUCCGCUCAGUUCGAGACCACUUCCUUGCUCGCUGUCCCACUGAGCUCACAGUCGCCCUCCUAGAGGAGCACCUGCUCGCGGCCGAAAAGAGCAUUGUAGCUGUCGGUGCUGCUCGUGGCGCUCCUCGCACCCCCAUCUUUGAGGGGUGUUCUCCCUCUCCCCUCGCUCCCUCCUACGCUGCUGCUGCUGCUGCUGUUGACUUCCUUGGUGCUGAGUCUGUUGGCGCUGCUUCUGCUCCUGGUGGGAGGCGCCGCACCGGCAAGGGCAAGGGGGGCAAGGGUGGUGGUGGUGGCGCUGGGGGAGGAGGUGGGGGAGGUGGGGGGGGAGGCGGUGCUGGAGGGAGCGGUGGCGGGAGCGCUGGUGGGAGUGGGGUCGGGGGUGGAGACGGGGGCGGCGGAGGAAGCAGUGGCAGUAGUGGCGGCGGCGGCAGUGGCGGCGGUGGCGGUGGUGGCGGUGGUGGCGGUACCGGUCGGAGCGGUGGUAGUGGUGGCGGCGGAGGUCGGAGUGGAGGCACUGGCUCGGGCCAGAGCUCCCAGCAGCAGCAGCGUCCCCAGACGACCCAGCAGCUUCGUGAGUGGCUUGCUCAGCGUGGGACGUCGGGGGCCAGUGCCCGCUGUUCUUAUGUCAUUCGCACAGGUGACCGCAAGGGACAGACGUGUGGGAGGUUCCACACCCCGUACCGCUGCUUCUCCCGCCUUGACGACGCUUGGCGUGAGGAGAUGGGUGCGGAUGUUGAGCGCCCCCGCUGGGCUGAGCUCAUGAGGGCUGGUGUUGAUGUCUUUGCUCUUGACUAUGAUGCUAUUAUUGCUGCCAUGUAUGCAUUGACUGUUAGUGCCGAGGGAGACUGUUACUUGUGUGUGCCGCCUGACCCAGGUAUAGAGCCCGCUGCCCUGGGUACUAGUGAGUCUGCUCUCUCUGGUAUGGUGCCCCCUGUACUUGCUCCCCCCAGUGCUGUCCCGGCUGGUUUCGAGUCUGCUCUCUCAGGUACAGCACCCACACAGACUGCUCCCUCAGGUACCGCACCGGCUGAGGCCUGUCACACCUUCACCCUUGACUCAGGUGCUUCCCGUUGCUUCUUUCGUGACAGUACUGAGCUCACACCGCUUCCUGCACCGGUCCCAGUCUCCUUGGCUGACCCCUCUGGGGGCCCAGUCCUUGCCCAGUCCACUACUGUCCUCCCUUGUCCGGCGGUUCCGUCUGGCUCGUUGUCGGGUUUCCACCUCCCCUCGUUCUCGACGAACCUGGUGAGCAACGCUGUCCUCCAGGAUCAGUGGGUUGACACCUUUACCCCUGGCGGACAGCGUGUGGCGAUCUGCACGUGCUCCAGGACUGGCCGUCACCUGGCUACGUUCACCCGUCGGCCGGGGUCGAGUCUCUACACACUGACCACUGCGUCUCCCCAGGUAGCUGCUGUCGGUCAGGUGUCUGCGUCAGGUCUGGUGGCCCACGCCUGUGAGUGUCGUUCCCUGUCGCACCAGACUCUUCUCUGGCACCACCGCCUGGGUCACCCCUCCUUGCCACGCCUUCGUGGCAUGCACCGUCGCCUCCUUGUGUCUGGUCUUCCCAGGUCCCUCCCUCCCCUCCCUGCCUCGCCUGCGCCGCCUUGCCUUCCUUGCGUCGAGGGGCGGCAGCGCGCCGCUCCUCACUCCUCCUCGUUCCCCCCGACAGAGGCUCCUCUGGAGACCCUCCACCUGGACGUGUGGGGCCCAGCCCGCGUUCGUGGUCAGGGCGGUGAGCGGUACUUUCUGCUGGUUGUCGACGACUACUCGCGUUACACCACGGUCUUCCCCUUGCGCACCAAGGGUGAGGUCCCUGCUGUUCUGAUCCCUUGGAUCCGCACGGUUCGUCUCCAGCUCCGCCGCCGUUUCCGGACGGAUCUUCCUGUCCUGCGUCUGCACUCUGACAGAGGUGGUGAGUUUUCCUCCGAUCUCCUGAGGACCUUCUGUCAGGCAGAGGGCAUCGAGCAGACCUUCACGCUUCCGGACUCCCCACAGCAGAAUGGGGUUGCUGAGCGCCGCAUUGGCCUGGUCAUGGAGAUCGCUCGUACCUCCUUGGUCCACGCGGCGGCUCCCCAUUUUCUGUGGCCGUUUGCUGUCCGGUACGCCGCGCAUCAGCUCAACCUCUGGCCCCGUGUCUCCUUGCCGGAGACCUCGCCCACACUGCGUUGGACGGGGGAGGUUGGCGAUGCGUCGCGCUUCCGGGUGUGGGGUGCUCGUGCCCUUGUCCGCGAUACGUCCGCGGACAAGCUCUCCUCCCGCACGCUUCCCUGUGUCUUCCUUGGCUUUGUCCCUGACGCGCCUGGCUGGCAGUUUUACCACCCCACCUCGCGCCGGGUCUUCGCCUCUCAGGAUGUCACCUUUGACGAGUCGGUCCCUUUUUACCGUCUCUUCCCCUACCGCACUGCCUCGCUCCCCCCCCCGCCGCUUUUCCUUGCUCCUGGUCCCCCUCCGGUAGACCCCCUUCCCCCUCAGGGUCCUGCUCCUUCAGGUGUCUCUCAGGUAGACCCUCCUCCCGUCGCUGAGCCUGUCGAGGUCACAGGUGACUCAGGUGCUGCUGCGGGUGGUGCUGCUGGGAGUACUGAGCCUGGGGGUGCUGGGCCUGGGGGUGCUGGGGCUGCAGGUGCUGGGACUGAGGGUGCUGGAGCUGAGGGUACGGUGCCUGAGAGUACGGAGCCUGGGGGUGCUGCGCCUGGGGGUGCUGAGCCUACGGGUGCGGGGCCUGGGAGUGCUGGGACUACGGGUGCUGGAGCUGAGGGUACUGUGCCUGAGAGUUUGCCGCCUGGGGGUGCUGAGCCUGGGGGUGCUGCGACUGGGGGUGCUGAGCCUGCGGGUACUGAGCCUGCGGGUACUGAGCCUGGGGGUGCUGCUACUGAGCCUACGGAGCCUCGGGUUACUGCGUCUGGGGGUGCUCCGGUUCGGGGUGCUGAGCAGUCUCUCACACCGCAGCAGCUUCGCGACUGGUACGUCCGACGCUUUCGCCGUCCUAGUGGCUCGACUGGAGUUUGGGGUACUGGAGUUGGUUGUCCUGGGGGUGCUCGUACUGGGGGUACUGGAGCUGCCGGGACUGGCUGUUCUGGGAGCACUGCGACUGGAGCUGCUGGAGCUGGGGACUCUGGCGCUGGCGGUGCUAGCGGAGUUGGAGCUGCCGACUCUGGGGGUGGCGCUGCGGCUGGUGCUGCGGACCCACCUGGUGGAGCUACUGCUGGUGCUGAGGAGUCGGACGGUGGAGCUGCUGCUGGAGCUGGGGACCCGGCCGGUGGAGCUGCUGCUGGUGCUGUGGACCCGGCCGCUGGAGUCCCUUCUGCUUCUGGAGACGCUGCGCGGCCGCGACCGUACUUCGUACCGCUCCUUCAGCAGGUUCUUGGGCAGGCUCCUCCUCCUUGUCCUCCUCCCUCCGUAGAGUGUCCUCCGCCUGUCCAGCCGCAGUCACAGUUACCGCCUGCCUCGCCUCUCCCUGCUCCCUCUCCUUAUACUGGUCCCACAGGAGGUCUUACAGAGCGUCGUGAGCCUGAGUCUCGUCCUGCGUCGCCUGUUCGUCCUGCUCGCACUGGUAGUCGUGUCCGUCGUGAGCGUCCUCCUCCUGUCCCAGGCACUCACUACAUGACUCUGCGUCCCUCUACUGCUCCUCGGCGUGUCCCUCUACCGUCUCCUCCUGCGUCCUCUUUGCCUGCCGUUCCGGACCCUGAGUCUGACCGGUAUCGCGCUGAGCACCCUACAGUCACGCGUCUCCUUGCUACUGUUGUCACUGACCCCACCUUUGAGUCCUCGGCUGCGUCUGCUCUGGUCGCUGAGUUGGUUGACUUUGCUGCUGCCUGUCGUCUAGACUACGCUGCUAGCCUUGUCGCUGAGUCAGAGUCUGCGUCUGUCUGUCCUCCGUCCGUCGGGGGUGAGUGUGCUCUUGGCACGGACGUCCUUGAGGACAGGCAGGAGGACUUUGACUCUCUUGCGGCUGCUGUACCUCAUCUCGUGGCCUGGUUGCUUGCCCCUGAGGGAGACCCGGAUGCACUAGACAUCCCCACUCCGCGCACUUACGCAGAGGCGAUCUCGGGUCCCUACUCCUCUCAGUGGCAGACAGCCAUGGACGCAGAGAUGGCAUCCUGGAAAUCCACAGGCACCUACGUCGACGAGGUUCCCCCUCCUGGGGCGAACAUCGUCGAUGGCAUGUGGAUUUUCAGGGUGAAGCGGCCGCCAGGUUCUCCGCCUGUCUUCAAGGCUCGUUACGUUGCUAGAGGCUUCAGUCAGCGUCAGGGGGUCGACUUCUUCCAGACCUUCUCCCCCACCCCGAAGAUGACCACUCUUCGGGUUCUGCUGCAUGUUGCUGCUCAGCGUGACUACGAGCUUCACUCUCUUGACUUCAGCACAGCGUUCCUGCAGGGCAGCCUGCAUGAGGAGAUCUGGCUGCGCCGCCCACCUGGCUUUACUGGGUCGUUUCCCCCUGGUACCCAGUGGAGUCUCCGCCGGCCAGUCUACGGUCUCCGCCAGGCGCCACGUGAGUGGCACGACACACUGAGGACUACUCUUGCGGCUCUUGGGUUCGCGCCGUCUACUGCUGACCCGUCGCUGUUUCUGCGCACUGACACGUCGCUGCCGCCGUUCUACAUCCUCGUGUACGUCGACGACUUGGUCUUUGCUACUGCUGACACUGAGGCACUCGCUCGUGUGAAGUCGGAGCUGCAGAAGAGACACACCUGCACUGACCUGGGUGAACUGCGUAGCUACCUUGGCUUGCAGAUCACCCGGGACAGAGCCCGUCGCACCAUCACCCUGACUCAGUCACACAUGGUGCAGCAGGUCCUUCAGCGCUUCGGCUUCCAGUUCUCCUCACCACAGGCCACACCUCUGGCUACCAGCCACUCACUCUCAGCUCCACCUUCGGACGAGUCCGUAGAGCCGAGUGGCCCGUACCCAGAGCUUGUAGGCUGCCUCAUGUACCUGAUGACUUGCACGCGACCUGACCUUGCGUACCCUCUUAGCAUCCUUGCUCGUUACGUUGCGCCUGGGAGACACAGGCGAGAGCACUGGGAGGCUGCUAAGAGGGUGCUGCGUUACUUGUGCAGUACAUCAGGCAUGGGGCUGGUGCUUGGAGGACGCGACAGAGUUGUCCUCACUGGUCACUCGGACGCCUCUUGGGUGGACGACCUGGCUACGCAGCGGUCGUCACAGGGUUACACCUUCAGCCUUGGCUCUGGUUCUGUCUCGUGGCGGUCCACCCGCUCUUCCUCUGUUCUCGGCUCUAGUUGUGAGGCUGAGAUCUACGCCACAGCCAUGGCUGCACAGGAGUUACGCUGGCUCACCUACCUGCUGACUGACUUGGGAGAGCGGCCUAGUUCUCCGCCAGUUCUGUACGGUGACAACAAGGCGGCUCUUGCCUUGUGUCAGGAGCACAGACUGGAGCACAGGACGAAGCACAUUGCUCUUCGCUACUUUCUUGCUCGAGAGCUUCAGCAGCGCGGUCAGCUUCGGCUUGUGUACGUGGACUCGAAGGCCAACACUGCUGAUAUCUUCACCAAGGCGCUCCCGCCUAGUGAUCAUCAGCGGCACUGUACUUCUUUAGGCCUUGUGUCCACGUUUCCUCACUUGCUCACUGCUUGA